ACAAAAGUGUUUUGAGCUGCAGUUCAGAAGGACGACACGCAGAUAAAAAUCACACACAUCCACACAACGAGGACACAAAGACGCUUCACUGCAGAGACUCUGGUCAGCCGUCUGAGGAUGAGGAUGAAGAGCAUGCCGCUUUAUGUUCCCGUGGUGUUGGCGGUGAUGUCAGCAUUGACCAUCACAGCAACAACAACUCGAAGAACAACGACAUGGCCAACUACAGGAACACCUGGAAUGAGUUUAGACGGGAAGAUGUUCACUUUGUCUUCUUAUAGAGGAGGAAUAUCCUUCUAUUCACCCUAUUAUAGUCCUACAUCUCCCACCUGGCCAACCUUUACCAGCAACCGACCAUGGAUCGGAAACCAACGCUGGAUCAGAUACCAACUGUGGACCACCCCCAAACCCACCACCCCCAGACCCACGACCACCACCACCAAAGCAACGACCACCACCACCAAAGCAACGACCACCACCAGACCCUGGACCACCACCAGACCCUGGACCACCACCAGACCCUGGACCACCACCAGACCCUGGACCACACCACAUGCAACUAGAGGUGUGUCUGUGUGUGUGCGUUACAUGGCCGACUACCUUCCCUCACUCUUCACACUCAGUCCAUCCAGCAGAGACCCUCUGACGCUGACAGCCUCAGAUGGGACGUAUGAACUGCGCAUUGGAAGAUACAGUUCAGACAGCACCUACCUUCGACCUAACUUAAAGUUCUGGUCAAACAUUGGACCGGACAUCUGGACCAGAGUCUGCCUCACUGUGGACUCCAUGGAGAAUGUGGCCCAGAUGUUUAGUGGCUCGGACAUCAGCGUCAGGAAGAUUCUGCCUAUUCAGUAUUACUGGUCAGGUGAGCCUGUGAUAGAUUUUUCAGGUUUUGACGGUCAAUUGACAGACGUCCAGAUUUGGGAUUAUCCUCUCCGCUACAAAGAAGUCUUCAACUACAUGACCAGCGGCGUCUACGCGCCGUACCGUGGCUCCGCCCUCUCCUGGUCCUACAUCAGCUACUCCCCCAGAGGAAAAACACUAUUGGAGGACACCUACGAGUUUAAGGCGAAACAGCCAAUCGGCAGAAGCGGAGGGAGGAAAGGGCGUCGACCAAAGGGAGGGAAGAAGACGUGGGAGUUUUCCAACGUGGGGGAGAGUAAGAGAGAACAGUUUUAAACGAAAACACAACACGUGUACGAAAAAAGCUGUGUCCUCUGUUCUUCAUCUGAUAAUGAAGAAUUCACUAUAAUCAAUCAAGCAACUAUUAAUCAUAAAUGAAAUCCAAACAACUACUGAUUUCUAUUAAAGUACGUGAUGACAUAAUUACGACAAACUCGUCUCAGUAACUGAGUAAAACCCUGUAUGAUUAACGUUUAAAUUUGAACUGACGUUUGACCUUAUAUUCUCGUUUAACAUGAAUUUGCUUCCUUGAUUUUUUUUUAUGUUAUUAUAAAACAAUAAAUAAAAGGCUGACACAAAAUUGUUAAUGAUUUAACUUUUCUCUACGUCACUCCUCUGCAUUCGAAAUAUGGUAACUCACGGUUCAGAGGUUUAAAAAAAACAAGAAUGCGAGUGCCAAAAUCCAAGACGGCGACGGCAAAAUCGCAGAACUCAAGGCUUCAAAACAUCGGUCCACAAACCAAUGGGUGACGUCACGACGACUAUGUCCACUUCUCAUAUACAAUCUAUUGUUUCUCCUCUCGCCAAAUCAAUAUUCUCCCAAACUGUAGGGGGGAGUGCAUCAAAAACUCAUGUUCGAAAAUGAAGAUCGGCGAGCAUAGGCGAACAUGUGGAAAUAAAAACAGCAGAGGGGCGUGUCUAACGAAGCAACGUCACUUUCGUCGUGCUGACACUGAUAACCAUUGCGGGUGUGUUAAGCAAUAAAUCAGGCAUUAAGCGGCACAAACUUGUUGUUAAAAAAGCGUGAAUAUCUCUGGCCGUGGUAUCGCUUUUGGCUGAAAUAAAUCUGAAAAAAAGAGAUUUAUCUCAGAAGACAAACAGAGAAACUAGUUGUUGAACAUAUUGGAGCAAUUAGCAGCUGAAGAAACAGCUUUUUGCCUUCGCAGUUGGUGGAGAUCAAAAAUGGAGCUAAAACAGAGAGAGGAUAUUGGACUCACAUUCAUCAGGUGGACUCAAACAUUUUCUACGAAUGAACAAAAAUGUAGCUUCUGUGUGUAAAUUAAACAACUGCUGUAUAGAAGUUCACCAAAUCCACUUAAAAGGUGAUGAAAUGUCAAAGUGUUCAACAGAAAAAU
Anoplopoma fimbria (sablefish) is the source of this 2255-nucleotide messenger RNA. RefSeq lists its product as uncharacterized. Bases 118 to 1176 code for a protein of 352 amino acids. The transcript has 5 exons. Lineage: Eukaryota; Metazoa; Chordata; Actinopteri; Perciformes; Anoplopomatidae. The record is from RefSeq and is a predicted model, not a curated record.